ACGCACGGCGUCGCGGAGCCUACUGGGAAUGCUGUGCAAAAUGGCGACGCCCAGUCUACACGGCCGACUGGCGCGGUUUUCGACUCCGGGAAAACCUAUCCUGAAACCCAACAAACCUCUUAUCUUAGCUAACCGCGUCGGGAACCGACGCCGAGAUAAAGGCGAGGCAACCUGUAUCACGGAGAUGUCGAUGAUGAUGGCUUGCUGGAAGCAGAAUGAAUUCCGCGACGAGGCGUGCAGGAAAGAGAUCCAGGACUUCUUCGAUUGUUCUUCCAAGGCUCAGAAAGCCAGGAAGAUGAGAUCAACCCAGGAGACAUUGGGACAGUCUGAGAGUUUACCUCCCCACCAAAUGACCAAAUUGUUACAGAGAUUUCCCAACAAAUCUCAUCUCAGCUGAAGAUGGAGAAACAUUUUCAAUGGACUCUUGUUUUUGACAGAUGUAUAAAAGCAUGUUAGGGAUGUUCGCAUUUGCAUUCCCGUCCGUUAUUGAAGAGUAAAACGAGGCAAGACACUUAAUUUUGCUCUUCUGGAUGAAUCAUGUUCUAGAUGCUGUCUUGAAAUAAAACCCUCUAAAAAGAAA
Molecule: messenger RNA, 580 nt
Organism: Grammomys surdaster
Lineage: Eukaryota; Metazoa; Chordata; Mammalia; Rodentia; Muridae
Gene: Chchd1
Product: coiled-coil-helix-coiled-coil-helix domain containing 1
Exons: 3
Coding region: 29-397 (122 amino acids)
Biological process (GO): mitochondrial translation
Cellular component (GO): mitochondrion; nucleoplasm; mitochondrial ribosome
Molecular function (GO): RNA binding
Source: RefSeq, a predicted model, not a curated record